UCUUUAUAAAAAUGUCCCAAGGAACUCUUUUCGCCGACUCUAAAAUCAGGGGAGCCAUUCCUACUGCUUUGAUCAAGCACUUUAACUUGGAUGUCGAGAUUGUCGAGCCAGAGUCUUCUGCCGCUUUCAAGAAGUCCUUCCCUUUGGCCAAGGUGCCAGGCUUCAUUGGCCCUAAGGGUGUGAAGUUGAACGAGGUCAUUGCCAUCUCUGUUUACUUGCUCUCUCUUGUUGAGGACCACAAGUUGUGGGGCAAGAACAACACCGAGUACGCCGAGAUCUUCAAGUGGUUGUCCAUGACCAACUCUGAGUUCUUGCCUGCCGCCGCCAAUGUCUUCAAGCCAUUGAAGGGUUUGAUGCCAUACAACAAGAAGCAAGUCGACGAGAGCAGAGCUCUCUUGGACAAGGUCACCGGUAUCUUCGAGGACAGAUUGUCCAAGUACACCUUCCUUGUUGGUGAGAGAUUGACCUUUGCCGACUACUUCGCUGCCUUCCUCUACGUGGUUGCCUUCAAGUUCUUGUUCGGUUCCGAGUGGAGAAAGCAAAACCCAUCCAUCACCAGAUGGUUCAAGACCGUGAGCUCGCAGGCUUUGUUCAAGGCCGCCCUCCCAGAGGUCGAGAUGUGCGCCAAGCCAAUCGAGUACGUCCCACCAAAGAAGGAGAAGAAGGCUGCUGCCCCAGCUGCCAAGAAGGAGGCCCCAAAGAAGGAGGCUGCCCCAGCUGAGGCUGCCCCAACCGAGGCUCCUAAGCCCAAGCACCCAUUGGAGUUGUUGGGCAAGCCCAAGCAAGCUCUUGACGAGUGGAAGAGAAUUUACUCCAACGAGGAGACCAGAGAGACUGCCAUUCCAUGGUUCUGGAAGAACAUGUACGACCCAUCGGAGUGGUCUUUGUACAAGGUUGACUACAAGUACAACGACGAGUUGACCUUGACCUUCAUGUCCAACAACUUGGUUGGCGGUUUCUUCAACAGAUUGUCUGCCUCUACCAAGUACAUGUUUGGUUGCAUGGUUGUCUACGGAGAGAACAACAACAACGGUAUCACUGGUUUCUUCUUGGUGAGAGGCCAGGACUUUGCCCCAGCCUUCGAUGUUGCUCCAGACUGGGAGUCUUACGCUUACACUAAGCUUGACGGCUCCGACGAGAACGUCAGAAAGUUCGUCGACAACAUGCUUGCUUGGGACGAGCCUGUUGAGGUCAACGGUGAGAAGGUUGAGAUUGCUGACGGUAAGGUCUUCAAGUAAGCGUUCUCCGGACGUUGUGGCUGUAUCGCUGACGAAUAUACGAAUUUCUUUGCAUGCUUUGUAGGCUUUUUGAUGCGACUGGUUAUGUAUUCCGGCCGACGUCCUGCUGGCCGUGUUAUUGUAGAUGCGCUCCUUUGUGAUCUGCUCUUUUGGACCCGUUUGAUCUCCUAGAAGGGGUGGAAACGGACGUACACAGAAGAGCAUUUCGGGAUUGAUUUCACAUAGGUUUGUACCUUGUUUGAUUGCGUCUGCUUAGCUAAUGUGAUCGAAUCUUACGAAAAUAAUGUUCAUGUUUCUUUUUCAUUGGCAUGUAGAAAAGAUCUAGUGGUGGAACAGGGGAAUUGGAUGCCACUUCCGAACAGUUGCUAAAGCACAGACAAUCCGUUUAGUGCCUGCAUCGAGAUAGCACCGGGCACAGCGUGCUGCUUUUCCUAACAAUAAC
Molecule: messenger RNA, 1680 nt
Organism: Metschnikowia bicuspidata var. bicuspidata NRRL YB-4993
Lineage: Eukaryota; Fungi; Ascomycota; Pichiomycetes; Serinales; Metschnikowiaceae
Gene: CAM1
Product: translation elongation factor EF1B gamma
Exons: 2
Coding region: 12-1238 (408 amino acids)
Biological process (GO): translational elongation
Cellular component (GO): nucleus; cytoplasm
Molecular function (GO): translation elongation factor activity
Source: RefSeq, a predicted model, not a curated record